GAUACGCAAAAAUUACAGCAUAUUGAAUAUAAACAUAACAUAAAUGUUAUGUUAUGUUAAAGAAUAUAAACAUAUUGACUUCAAAUUAGAAAUACGAUUGUUUAACGCAGGACUAGUAAGAGUUAAUUGUUAAUUACAACGAUGUUCGAGAGUAUCAAGUGACUGACUUCAUGAUGAAGUGUGUAAUACAAUGUAACUUGUACAAGAAGUAAUCGCGUGACUGACUAAAAAAAGGAUAUACCACAUGAAUUGUGAAAUGUAAGCAGUGAUUAGAAAUGAAAAACCGCUUCUCCCACCUUAGCGGUUUGUACAUAAUCGAUUAGAAGUUUCAUACCUUUCGCCCUGCUGUUUCUGCCUAGGAUAUUAUUUUGCUUUGCAAUACACCUUAUUCAUAUAAAGCGUGAUACAUUGAAAGUACAAGAAAUAGAUACAUGUAUAUAUCACGAAAUAGUUCUUUAAUUGAUCCACAGUGAAGUGCUUUUUCAGGAUGUGUUUUAAGUGAAGUGGUGAACUAUUAAACCGAAACAUGGUCAUACAGUAUUCAUGUUGAUCAGAGGAGCUAACACAAUAUCGAUACAGGGAUACUAUUGUAUUACUCUAAACAGAUUGUUAAAGCUUGAAAGUUGUAGGGUUGUAAUCUGAUAAGCACAUGUUUUGUUGACUUGGGACAUAAACUGUGUGUUUAUGACUAAUCUAAACAACCUGUGGAGUCGUUUUAUUACGGUACUUGAAUGUGAUGGAUUCGUCUAAACGUCCGCCUGGUGUCCAUUGAAUUUUAAAGACAUCAUUUAUUCUUCCUUGUGUUUGUUUGUUAUAAAUAAAUCAGUUAAGAAGAGGAUUAAAACUAGUUUUCUGCCUGGUAUUCACUAGCCUGAUUUGAGGAGCAGGAAGGUUAAGUGGUAUUGACAUUCAUUAGUGGAGGAUGUCUUAAUAAAUAAACAAUACCGAUAAAGUUCUGCAGUAUUGAAAUCUUGAACAGCCAGGGAACUAUCAAAAGUGUAUAUCGUGACUUUGUUAAAACGGACUACGGAACAAAAUCGAUUGAUAGCAAACAAUUAAAACUGGAACGUAAGAAAUCUUGUUUGAAUUAAUGUGUACACGUCGAAGUGAACUCAUAUACUGUUUUUAUAUAAAUGGAAUAUGGUUUGAAGAAGAGUUGAUUCGUGAUUUGUGUUGAUUCGACAGUGGUUGAUUCAGAAUCUCGUCACGUGUGCAUGGUCAGCUAGGAUAAUACAUCACACAUUAAUAACCAUGGCGCGGCUGGCAAAUUCGUCGGUCAAUCUUGUCAUUAAAUACUUGUUAUUCUUCAUCAACUUCGUCGUGUUUCUCGUGUCUGGUGCGGUGGCGGGGCUGAUGAUCUGGAUUCUGGUCGAGAAAGAGAAGACAGUCUCGAGCAUAUAUGAUUUUUUCCUGGACGGGGCAUGCAUCUUCCUUUUGGUGUCGCUCAUCGCAUUCGUCGUCUCGUUUCUCGGAUGGAUCGGGGCGUUCCGAGAAAAUAUUUGCUGUCUAAAAGGUUACCAUUGGACUAUGACAAUCCUGUUUUUCGUGCAAACUGUCAUCGUUAUUCUAAUAUUCGUGGUCGUAUUUGUACCGGAGGCCCGGAAUCAGUUGGGCAUUUACCCAGAAGACAGUCUACGGGUAGCUAUCGAGAAAUACAGGGACGACCCGGACAUGCAGAAUCUUAUAGACAACUUCCAGCUCACGUUUAAGUGCUGCGGUAUCUCUAACGACGAGUCUGGCUACAAGGACUGGACCAACAAUAUGUACUUCAACUGUAGCGACGCCAUCCCGGAUAGUAUGAAGGGGAAGUUCGAGUUCUGCUCCGUGCCAUUCUCUUGCUGUAUUGAUAAAGACAGCGGAAUAAAAAAUUUAGAAUGCGGAAAAAGAAUGCAAAGUGCUGAUCCAUUAACCCGGACCGCGGCCAUCCACACCGACGGCUGUCUUAAGGCCAUUACCGACUUCAUGAAUAAUAACGUCAUUGUCGUUGGAGGGGUACUAAUGGGCGUAUUUAUACCACAGAUGGUGAUGUCCUGGCUGUCCCGGAAGUUGAUUACUCAGAUCUACAAGCAGAUGGCCAAGUGGAAUCAGACCCAGUAUCGCCCCCGUUAGUGGGAUAGGGAAUUAACGCGCCGGAUACCUAGAGCACGUGCUGGCACGUGCGAAAGUGUACGCAUAUCAGAUAACUGUGUUGUCGUGAAUAACAAUUUUAUUUACCGAAUUGGCACCGAAGAAAAAAUGUAAAUGAAAAGAAAAUGUAUCCUAGAUUUACUCUGUACCUACGACUUUACUUAUGAGUGACGUCAUGAGUGACGUCAUCUGUAGAGGAAAACGUUACGUUUUUCAUUAUUGCUAGAUAUAUCACCUUAUAAGCAGGCAUCCAUGGAUAAUUUAACAAAACAAAGUUAUUAAAUUUGAUUUUUACACAUUUUUAUAACUUUGUAUUAUUGUCAAACCUAUUGGUAUAAAAGGUUUUUAUUGUUAAGGUGAAUAACUGAACGGAGCUCAUUUUCGCAGACGACGUCACGUGAUUAUGUGGGCGUUGAUGUUGUUUCUGUUCAGAGAUUAUUUUUAUAUAGGCGGGAUAUUUGUAUUAACUUACUUAUAUAACGCAAUUGUGUCGUUGACGUGGUUCCUCAAGAAUGAAAGUAGUCUUGUUUCCCUUACAUCCAAAAAGUGAAAGAACCAGUGCAUUAACUUUCGAAUGGGGAAUAACUGAAUGACUUCAAAAUAGAAGCUGCCAAAGAGUUGUGAAACUUUAAUGUGAUAUCAUGUGUGUUUGGUACAACAUAACUGUUCAUGUGAUUGUAUGUAUCUAAGAAAUCCUUUUUCAUAUAUUUUGUUAUAAUCUAUUGUGUGAAACUAUCAUAACCGGGUCCCGGGAUUACAUUCCUUGUGGGCUUUUUUAUUUCUUGAUUUUAUUUGUUGUGUAUUUGUGAUAACAAUGUUCAUGUUUUUUCGGUAGCGUUUAUCAACAAUAAACUCUUCUGUAUGCCUGUA
Mya arenaria is the source of this 2997-nucleotide messenger RNA. Its product is annotated as tetraspanin-33-like. NCBI's taxonomy places the organism in Eukaryota, Metazoa, Mollusca, Bivalvia, Myida, Myidae. Bases 1252 to 2109 code for a protein of 285 amino acids. The record is from RefSeq and is a predicted model, not a curated record. Gene Ontology annotation, biological process: protein maturation; regulation of vascular endothelial growth factor signaling pathway; protein localization to plasma membrane. The transcript is spliced from 7 exons. Gene Ontology annotation, cellular component: membrane.